Messenger RNA from Aethalodelphis obliquidens (Pacific white-sided dolphin), 4141 nucleotides. RefSeq names its product chromosome unknown C1orf167 homolog (gene CUNH1orf167). NCBI's taxonomy places the organism in Eukaryota, Metazoa, Chordata, Mammalia, Artiodactyla, Delphinidae. The record is from RefSeq and is a predicted model, not a curated record.
CGGCUGCGCUGUGGACCAAGGUCACUGCCACCCUGGCUUUGCCCUGGAGCCCAUGGAGCUGAGACCUGACACCAGCCACAAGGAGAAUGUGCCCCCCAGGCCGGCCACCCCCGUGGGGCCCCUCACAGAGCAAUGGAGACUCCGGAAGAGCCUGGCCAGUACACAUGGCCGGUGGGUGCCCGUGGGCCAGGCCGAGAGCAGGGGGGCUGCCACCACACCAUCCCCGGGGGCAGCGCUGUGCCAGGACCCCUGCCGAGUCCAGAGCAACCUGACCAGCCCCAGCCUGGGCCUCGCCCUGAGGGACACGCCCGAGCUGACCAACUCAAGCUUCCGACAGCAGAGCAACUUGCAGCCCCUGGCCGGGAGGCCCCAAGGAAGAGCCCAGGCGUUUGCCAUCCAGCAGAGUGACCUGAGCGUCAGGGAGACGAGCGAAAGCUUCUGGCCGCACGGGAUGCCCGGGGGAAGCCCUCUACCCCGAGGGCCAUUGGCUUCCCCAGCCUCCCACCCGAGGUGGUCCCGGCUGCUGUCCACCAAUACCCCCUGCCCAGACAUUGGGCCCGCUGCAGGCCUGGGCCCGCUCGAAGGGCACACACGGCCAGACCCCAGAUCCUAGUGUGGCCUGGGGGGCUGGACCUCCAGGCUCGUGGGGGAACCCCUCACCCUGGAGGACCUGGCUGCCCCUGCCCAGAGCCGGACUCGGGCUCCGUCCCAAGUUGCCGUUCACCAGCUGCUGGCCUCUGUGCAACGCCUGGAGCGUGAGGCAGUCCGUCUCAGGUGCCAGGCAUCCUGGGAACCCCCAGGCCCUGUGCAGCAGGAGUCCUGGACCAGAGCUGGCCAGAUACUCCCUGCUCACCCCCAGCCCAGCCAGCCUGUUCUUGCUUCCUGGGAUGAGAGGAGGAAACAUUCCCAAGGUUUCAGGGAAACUGCAGGUUUCCUGGAAGCACCGGGGGUCCAGGAUGGUCUCGCAGACUCUCAGGCAAGCAGCAAGUCUGCAUCACUGGAGACUGCUUUGGAGAUGCUUCCCGGGGUUGCCCUUGACCCUGAGCAAGGGGUCCUUCCUGCCCACCCUGUAAGACGAGGAGAGAAGUGCUCCCCAGGGACUACAUAUGGCAGGGGACAGAGGGAGGACCCUGCUCCCUCAAGGGCGGGCAGCAGGGAGGCCAGACUCUGCUCUUCAGCCUCGUCCAGUUCAGCCCGGGGCAUCCUCCCUGGGCGGGAAGGAGGGGACAGGACCCCGUGGGAGCAGGUCGGCAGCGAAGAAGAGAGGCCGGCUUCCGGUCUGCCAGACACGGCCCCCGCGAGGACGUGGAGCAUCACCCUCCAUGCUGGAAAGGCGACGCGGGUGCUGCUGAGCCCCCAGCUCUCCCUGGGACUGGGGACCGGGCCCAUCCCCUGGUCAGCCUGGUCUGUCCCCAGCCGGCAGUGGCUGUCCAGAUGUUUCAGAGCGUGGCGGCACUGGGUGCAGAGGCGGUGGGCAGUGGCAGCAGCCAUGGCGCUGGGCUGCUGGCAGCUGUUGCGCAGGGGCCUACGGGCGCCGCGGUGGACACUGUGGCUCCGGGAGGCCCAGCUGGCGGCGGCGUGGGGACAACACACGCAGGCCCUGCUGGCGCGGACCUUCCAAAAGUGGAGAAACUUGAUUCAGCAGCAGAAACAAGGGCGGCUUCACAUCCAGGCUGGGCCAGGACCCCCAUCCUCUGGGGGAGGCCAGGACCAAGGCCCCUCAGGAAGGAAGCCGGUGGUGGACACCGCCUGGAGAAGCAGCUGGCCAGAUGGAGGAGACAGGGGAGUCCAGAUCCUGCAGGCUCUGCAACAGCUGGCUGUCUUCCUCCUGUGGUGCCGUCAGAAGGAACGGGCAGGAGAAGGGGGUCCAGGGAGAGGCCUCUGGGGCUGUGCUGAGGGCUCAGAGGAUGGAGAGGCCCCCCCCCAGGCCUGGUGCUCUCCUGCUGCAGAUGCAGCCUGGGUGUCCCCACUGGACACCCGGCGCCAGAGGGCCUGGCUCUGCAGGUGCUUUGGGGCCUGGCAGCGGUUCGCGCAAGGAGGGACCCGGUACCGGGACCACGUGGCCACGCGGGCAGGGACCCUGAGGAUGUGCCUGCAGCAGUGGGUGCAGACGAAGCAGCUCUAGGCCUCAGAUGGGGCGAAGGUGACCCAGCUGUCCCUUUGUUGGCGGGAGGCAGGGAACAUGGCCCUCCUCAGCUCAGCCCCUGGGGGGGCCACAGCCCACGGCCUGGGGGUGGUGACCCAGGCCCAGGCGCUGCCCCGGGAGCAAGGCCAGGGAUCCCUGCAGGAAGCUGGCCGGAGGCUGGCCCUCCACCGGGCGCUGCUGCUCUGGAGGACGCAGCUCUCCCAGCGCCAGCGGGCGGACUCCUUCUUCGAGGGCGUGCAGCAGCGGGCGCUGCGUCACAGCCUGAGGGGUUGGUGCCUGAGGGCGCGGGAUCCGGGCAGUGCCAGGACCACCUUGGCCCCAGCGGUUCUGGGCGGUGUCCUGGGAGGAAAGGCCCUGCCGGGCCACAGGACACCCUGCAGCUCCCGAGCAGGUGAAGGGGAGAGGGUGGGGAGGGCUGGGAAGGGGAGGGGAGGGGGGAGAGGGGUGGCAGCACCCAGGGCACCCAGGACUCCACAGCUCCUUCCCCAGGCUUCCCGGGCCCCCGCCCUCCUGGAGGUGUUCCGGGUGAGCUUUCUGUGGGCAGCUGGGCAGCAGCAGCAGGGGCGGCACCUUCUGCUCUGGCAGGCACAGGCCCAGCAGUCCCGGGGCGUGGCAAGGUGGCAUUAGCGCACCCUUCAGAGGCGCAUCCUCCUUGGCUGGAGCCACUGGGCAACAGCCCAGGGGGCCAGGAGAGAGCUGGCUGCCCGCCGGGCCUGGAAUCAGAGCUGCAGGGCCGUGCUGGGCCUGUGGCGGCAGCAGCUGGUGCAGCAGCAGGAGACGGAACAGUGGGCCCGGGUGGGAUGGGGACAGCAGCGACGUGCACUGGGCCACUGGCACUGCUGCUGGCAGAGGCCUGCGCAGGAGGCAGCAGCUUGUCAGAGACCCACAGCGGCUGGUCCAGAGCAGCUCCUACUGCAGAGCCACUUCCAGGCCUGGUGUGGAGUAGUGAGAGGCACAGGGAUGCCCCGGGCCAAGGGUCCAGCCUUCCAGGAUGGCCUGAGGAGAUGGGCACCAGGGGCCACAUUUGCCAGUGAAGCCCCAGAAGCUGCAGCCCGGCCUCAGGAGCAGCGCGUGGCCCAGGCCUCCUUCUCCUGCUGGAGAAGCCAAGAACAGGGACACCAGGUGGACAGCAAGCUGAGGAGGGCCGGGCCCAGCCGGCCUCCGUUGCAAGGCAAGUGGCCCCGGGCCAGUGCUGUGAGGCCCGCCAGCAGGCAGGAGAGAGAACCCAGGCCCAGGCCCUGUGCUGGCUGCUGCCCCGAAGCUGAGCGCCAGGUGGGUGCCCAUGGCCUGAGGGCGGCCCCGCACUGUGCUUCCAGCUUAGGCCUUGAGCUCGUAUGGGGCCAGGGUAGAGGGUAUUUGACGGCUGGUGGCAGGUCUCAGGGGGCUAGGGGUGAUGGGGAGAGGAGGUCCUGGUCCCUGGGGUCAAAUUCCAGCCCUGCACUUUCCAGCUAUGCCACCCCUCUUUGGGCAAGUCUAACUUCGAAGGUCCAAGGAAGAUUACAGGCCUGCCUUGCAGGGUGGCCCCGGGGAUGUGACAGAGAGCCUCCCCUCGGCCCUGCCUCCCAGCUCCAGCUGCUGGGGCGAGGGUCAGCGCCCUACGGGGCCAGAAGGGGACCCGGCUCUGAGACCAAAGACCUCGAGGGCAAAGGCGAGGCCGAGCAAAGGGGUCGUGAUGACCUUUGCUGUCAGGACACACACCAGGGCCUCUCCCCUCAGGAGGAAGUACCUGCAGUGCUGGCGCCUUGACGCACUGCUUCGCCGGCUCCGGGGUUCCCUGCAGGCCGCCCGGGCAGCUGCAUGGCAGCACUGGCUCAGGCAGUGGCACCUGAGGCGGGCCUGGUGACGGCCUUUGAAACACGGCACCAGCGUCUGGCAGCCAGGGGCCUGAGGGGCAGAGCCAGCAGCAGUGGGAGGCCUCGGAGCAGGCAGGAAGCCACCAGAGCCCCUGUGCUUGGUGGACUUGGGGUGAAGCAGGAGGCCCAGCAGCAGCUGUGA